AGGGAGAGAAAAAAAACCCACCGACGCCGCGCGCGCUGUAGAAAACAACGGCGGGCAGCCCGCUGGUCCGCGCCCUGAGUGGUUGCUAUGGCAACGCGGGUAAUCAAAGCGGAGGCCUGAGGCGAAGGGACCAGGCCCGAGGUUCCUCCUCUCUUCCACCCACCCUUUUAUUCCGUGACUGUGGUGGUGCAGUUUUAUCCUCAGAACAACCUUGUGGGGGAGGUGAGGUUGCAAGAGAAAGACUGGUCCAAGGCCACCCAUUGAGCUUUGUGGCUGAACAUUUAAUCUGGGGUCUCCUAAUCCAGGAUUCUAACCACUACACCACUCUGGCUCAUAUCACUGAGCUUUUCAUCUCGUAAAAUGCAGCAUUCUGUGAAAUGAAGAAAGGCCGACCACAAAGAGCAUCAUUUGAAAAAAGGCAAAUGUCUCCAUCUCGCACUCAGAGUCCAAUGAGCUCAAGCUGCCGGUCACCAUCUCCACUUAGCAGACAAGGAACUUCUGCUGCUUAUCUAGCCACAGAACCAAGUUAUUCAGGAGAUCUAGUUGAAGAAAGGGAUUUAGAAAUUCCCUUUGAUUAUCAUGUCGGACAAGGCGGCAACUGUAUCAUUACAGGUAUUAGAUACAUAACAGAGACUCUUAUCAAGAAAUUGUCCAAACAGGAAAAUGUGGCACGUGUAACUUCUUUGAAUCUUUCUCUUGCUAAAGAUGGAGGAAAGAAGUUUAAGUACAUAGAAAAUUUGGAGAAGUGUGAGAAACUUGAAGUCCUUAAUCUCAGUAACAAUCUGAUUGAGAAGAUUGAAAAAUUGGAUAAACUUUUCAAGCUACGGGACCUUAAUCUGUCCUACAACAAAAUAAGUAAAAUAGAAAGUAUCGAACACCUUCUCAACCUGCAGAAACUGAACCUUGCCGGGAAUGAAAUUGAGCACAUCCCUGGGUGGAUGGGAAAAAAACUCCGAUCUUUGCGCACCUUGAAUUUGAGACAUAAUAAAGUAUCUUCAUUCCAUGAGGUAGCUAAAUUGAAGUUCCUUAAAGAUUUGACUUCUCUGUUCCUGGCUGACAACCCCAUUGUAAACCUACCUCAUUACCGUCUUUACACCAUUUUCCAUUUGAGGUCAUUGGAAGAACUUGAUGGACAGCCAGUGACAAACUCUGAGAGGGAUGAGGCUUUUUUGAGGUUUAAUAUAGAAGAGAUAGAAAAUCUAGAAAAGGACUUGGAAAAAAACAUGAAAGAGAUGGAAGACCUUAAAAACAAACAGGCUAGUCUGCUUGAACAGCUCCAGCAACAAGAUGACCUGAACAAAUUGUUAAAACAAAAAAACAUGCAACACAAACAGAGCUACAAAGAUCUGGAAAGUGAGCUGGAGACAAAAAAUGAACUGCUAAAGCAGAAGACAGUGGAAUUAACCCGAGCCUGUCAGAAACAGUAUGAGUUGGAGCAAGAGCUGGCUUUCUAUAAGAUUGAUGCCAAGUUUGAGCCAUUGGGUUAUUAUCCAGUAGAGGAUGUUGAACUUGAUGAUGUGCCAGGUGAAAGUCCUUACAUUGGGAAAGCCAGAUACAAAAGGAAUAUGUAUGCCGUGGAAGGUUACAUCCCCAAUAAGGCCCAGAAAAUACAAGUGGAAAGACUGGAACAGGAGGAGCAACAAAAAAUCCAGCAGUUUAAACUUAAUCUUCAUCAAUCCCUAGAUGUACAAUUAGAGGAAAAAGAGAAAAAGAUUCAAACAGCCCAAGAAAGACUGGCUGAAUUGCAAGAUGAAGUAGCCAGUGCAGAGCAACGUGUUUUAAAAGCGACAGAGGAGCUUAACCAAGUUCAGAAUGCUGUGGCUCAGAAAAAGAUGUCAGAAGUGGAAAAGGAAUGUCUCCGAGAACAGCUGAGCAACAAGAUACGUCUCCUAAAUGAGCUGCGAGAAGAAGCUGUGGAGCUAGAGAAACAGAUGGAAAAGCAGAGGCAAGAAAUGGUCAAAAAAGAGAAGGAGUUAGAAGACUUACAGAUUUUUAUAGAUUCUUUGGAUCCUAAAGACCCAAGACACGCUCACAUGAAGGCUCAGAGAGUAAGCAAAGAACAGCAACUUGACAUGAUGAACAAGCAUUACAAACAGCUUGAAAGUCGCUUGGAUGACAUGCUCUCUCGAAUUGCAAAGGAAACUGAGGAAAUCAGGGACCUGGAGCAACAGCUCACAGAUGGCCAAAUUGCAGCAAAUGAUGCACUGAAGAGAGACUUGGAAGGAAUUAUCACUGGGCUGCAGGAAUAUCUAGAGAGCGUCAAGGGUCAGGCCAAACAGACCAGCGAAGAAUGUAGGGAGUUGCGGAAAGAUAAAGAAGCAUUGCUGCAAAAGCUGGAAGAGCUGGAGGGUGAGAAAAGUCAGCUGGAAAUAAUUGCCAUGGAUACAGAAAAUCUAAGAAAAGAAAUUGCAGAUCUUGAGCAAGCACUCCAAGAACAACGAGAACUAAAUGAGUCCCUGCAGGAGGCCCAAGGUGAAUUAAGUGCUUAUGAGGCUGAACUGGAGGCAGAGAUGAAGGCCCGAGAUGCUGAAGCCAUUCAACAUAAAGAAGAGUUGGAGAGGCUGAAAAAGCUUAGUCAGCUGGAACACUCUGCUCUCCAAGAUGAACUUAGCAAAGAAAGACAAGCCUUGGAAAAUGCCCUGGCCAAAGCACAAUUAUUGGAAGAGAAGGAACAGGAAAAUAACGAGUUGCUUUCCCAACUCAAACAGCUGCAGAAGAACAAUAACUUUUUGAAACAGCAAGUUAAAGAUACUCAAAAUCAAUUGAAUCAUGCGGUUAACAACUUAAUUCGUCCUGAAGAAGUCUCUGCUCGUGUGAAUGAACUGAAAAGAAAGCUACAGACUGGAGCAGAAAUUAGGUGCCAUAACUCAAACGAUUUCUUAGGAAAAAACCUUGCAGAUCUGCAGAAGCAAUUUGCUGAGAUCCUUGCUCAUUCACAGCAGGAAAAUAAGGCAGCACAGGCCAGAGAAAGGGAGCUGCGGAAGGAAAUGGCUUCUCAGCAAGCUAGGAUGGAAGCGGCACAAGAGAAAUACAGGCUGGCCUGCAACAAAGCUGCAGAAGCCAAAAUUAAAUCUGAGAAGCGACAGAAUGAAACCAGAGUCCGGCAGCUAGAGAAUGAAAUCCAGGAUCUAAGUGAAAAGCUGAAGAACAUGGAGGAAAUCCAGUCCCUUGCAGAUCAGCAGCUUCAAGAUGCUGAGGAAGAGAGAGAGAGAAUUCUUGCUCAACUGGAAGACUUGGAGAAUAGGAAAAAUGCAGAAGAUGCCAGGUCACAAAGGCAAUUGCUUGGCAUCAAUAAAGAACUGGAGGAGUUAAAACAAGCAAUAUCUGCUUCAGAUAAACGGGCAACAGCAGAGCUCAGUGCAGCCAAAGAUCAACUCCAGUCACUUCAUGGGACUGUUCACAAGAUUAACCAGGAACGCUCUGAGGAGCUUCAGGAAGCCGAGAAGUCUUCUAUGGAGGCCACUCGGGCCUUAAAGGGACUUGCCAGAGCACAAGCAGAAAUUGGAUUAUUGCAAAAGCUUUUGAAAGACAAAGAGGAGCAGUUUCAGUAUGAAAUGGAAAAGGCAGGUGCUCAGCCAACGAAAUCAGAUUUUCAGAAAGACCAGAUAGAGAAAUUAAACCAACUCUUGCAACAGCAGAAAGCAGAAAUUGACCGACUACAAAGUCUGUUAAAGCAGGCUGGAGCAGGCAACAAGGAAGAAAUUAACAACAUAUUGGAUGAAAUUGAAGCGCUCAAGUGUACCAUCUCUGACCAGAAUGACACCCUUGCCAGUGUAGUAGAUCCACGGAAACAAAAGGGACUUCUGUGUUGUAUGCCAUCAUCAUCGCAAGCAUCCACUCCUGCCUCUCAGAGUACCAAAGAUUCUGGAGUUGGCCUGCAGUGUCCUAUGUCCACCCCAGUCAGAAAGAGGCAUGGGGAGGGUAAGCAAAACACGAAGGAGGCUUCUGUUUCUCCUGCUGCCAGAGUCUGCUGGGCAUAUACACCACUUGGAAGCGGCCUGCCAGAAUCUCAUUCUCAUGGAGGAAACCACGAAGAUGAUGAAGUGACCUCUUCUUUUGUACCGCCUCCUGGUUCUGUUAUUUAUACCCUGCUGCCAGAUGGGGCUCCUGCGCCUCCAGGGGUGGUGGUGUAUGGCCUUCCUCCUGUAGCAGCCAAUGGAGGACAACUUGCUCACUCUACAGUCAUGUAUGGAUCACCGCCAGCAGGAGCCCAGCUAGUUUACAGCCCUCUUCCUGCUAACUGUUCAGUGCCUCUUGUCCCUGUUGGAGUGCUUCACUGCAACAUACCUGAGCACCAUAAUUUGGAGAAUGAAAUUUCAAGACUAAAAGGUGUUCUAGAUCAGUUAAAGUCUCAGAGGCAGGAGGGUGAAUGUCCAGGAUCAUCUCAUUGUGACCAUAAUAAAGACAGGGAAGAACUGUACCAGGACAUUGAAGGCCUCUUGAGUGAAAGAGAAGAGCUAAAGCAUGAAGUGGCAGAGCUACGCAGGACAGCCCAGAAACGAAGUAAACGCAAAGAUUUUGUUGAUGGGCACGUGAACAGCCUUAUUACAGAGCUGGAGUUAGAGAAAUCUCUCCAACAUCACGAAGACAUUGCAGAUGAAAUCGAAUGCAUAGAGAAGACUCUUCUAAAGCGACGAGCAGAACUCAGGGAGGCAGACAGACUUCUUGCAGAAGCAGAAAAUGAACUUGAAAACACUCGAGGAAAAACCAAAGACACGAUUGAGAAAUACAACAACGCCAAGCAGCAUUUGACUCGGACUGAAAAAGAAGCAGAGGAGCUUGAACGACGGGCUCAGGAGAUGGCAGUGAGGCUUGUAAAAGCAGAUCAGCAACUAAGGUUGCUUCAGGCAGAUGCAAAGGACUUAGAACAGCACAAGAUGGAACAAGAAGGUAUCUUGAAGGAAAUCAACAAAGUUGUGUCAGCAAAAGAUUCUGAAUUUCAGUCACUGAGUCAGAAGAUCGGGAUAUUGACUGAAAGUCUUCAGAAGCUGCAGGCCGAUAUACAGGUUGCAGAAGGUAAUGAAGACCAUCAUCUUCAGAUACUUAAAGAAGCAGAAAAUAUUCUUCAGAGCAAAAAAAGUGAGCUAGAGAGGUUGAAGGAUCAGACUGCAGCUCAACAGCAAGAAUUGCUGAUUUUGGACAGACUGCUUGGUCAAAAAAAAGAAGAGCUGCACCUCCUCCAAGAUAGCAUCGCUCAGAGAAAUGCUAACCUCGCAGGAGCUCUCAGGGACGGCGAGGCUGAAGUGGCUGAAAAGCGGUGGCAAAUAAAGGAAGUGAAAUCUCUUCUAGAAGAGUUGAGUGUUCAGAAAGGAGAACUCAGCGCCCAGCUCAGUGAGAAAAGAAACCAGAUGUCCCUAAUAAUGCAGAAUAUCCAAAAAGAGGAUGAGAAGCUGCAGGAUGUCCUAGGACUAAUCACAAAGCACAAGACAGAACUGAAGUACAUUCUGGAAAUGUUGCAGCUUGAAAAUGGUGAACUGGAAGGUGUAAAGCUCCAGCAUGAACAAAAAAUUAAUGAACUAGAAAAGAUGCAAGUUGAAAUUCUAGAGGAGAAACUGGAGUUGGAGGCUCUGCAGCAAUCAUCCCAGCAGCAGCGAGGGGAAGUGGAACACCAAAGGCAGCUGCUCAAGGUGGCCCAACAAGAAGCUGAACAGCUGAAUUUUCAGCACCAGACUCUGCAGAACAGCAUCAAGGCAUUGGGCAGAGAGAAGCAGCAGCUAGAAGAAAACUGUCAGCGUCUGCAGGAGAAAUGGUCACAAACAAAACGAACUUUAGCUGCUACCGAAGACAGCAGUAAAGCAGCCCUCACCAGUAUAGAGAAUAUGGACUCAGAUAUCCAAAAAUUGCAGCUAGAAAUUAACCGUCUACAAAAACACAAAAAAACUCUAAAUGACGAGAUUGCAGACAUGCAGAAGCAUUUUCAUGAAAAAAAGGAGGAGCUGAAUAUACUGAAGACUGAACUGAAUGAUUCCAGGCAGCAUUUGCAGCUCUUAGAACAGGAGGUAAAAAAUGCUGCAAAGCAGAAAGAGGAAGCCCUUCAGGAACAAGCAGCCCUGGAAGACAACAUCAGUGAAUAUUCAAAGAAGUGCAGGGAAUGUCAAGAAGCACAAAAAGAGAGAGAGAACCAGCUGCAGAAGCUUUGCAAGGAAAUUGAAGAGCAAAAGCUGGAACUGGCCCAGCAAGAAGCGAUCCUUCAGAACCUCAGGGAAGACACACGGGAUGAGGAAAAGAAACGGGAAGAGUGCAGAGCUAAAACAAAGGACCAGAAACAGCUACUGGGACAAGAGCUGGCAGACCAGCAGCACGAACUGCAGCAAGCAGUUGCCAAAGUCCAGGAGGCAGAAGGACGGAUCCAGAAGCUUCAGGAGGAAGAGUCCUGGUGUGCAGCCCUUGAAGAAACCGUCAGCAAAACUCGACAUCAGCUCUCUGAAAAAGAACGGCAACUGCAAGAAAAGGUGGGUGAGGUUUUAUGCCUCCAAAGGGAGCUGGAUCUCUCCAAGGCUGAGCAGCUCGUGAUCCAAGGUCAGAUCCAAGCAGAGAGGAGAAAAGCUGAAAAGCAAAUAGCAGACCUGAGGGAAGCCCUCAAGACACAACGGGCCCAGCUUGAGAAAGCUCUUCAUGAACAAAAACACGAGAAUCGCUGUUUGCAGAAAGAAGUAACCUCCAUAGAGCAAGUGGCACAAGACAACCACCAGCGAGCAAAGCGACUGAUGAAGGACCUUGGCCAUAUCCAGGAGGAGUAUGUUCAGCUGAAAUCACAGAUGAAGAGCCAAGAGGAACUGGAGAAACAACAAAAAGAGCUCAGGGGGGCAGUGAAGACACUGAAACAGGAAGUGAAAGACAAAAUGAGGACUGGUUUGAAGGACCUGAGCCAGUCCCCUCCAGGGGUGUUGGAGGAUCUAGAGGCCACCUUUGACAUGCAAGGAAGACAGCAGGGUGAAUUGGAAAGCCUAAAGGAAAACUAUCCGUUUGCAGCUAAAGAAGCAAGAGUGCCAUGCUUUGACGAAAAACUGGACUUGUCCAAAAUCCAUGUCACGGAUGAACAGUGGCGAGGAAAAGCACGCAGAGAACAACUGCAGCACCAUGAAGAUCGGCUCAAGGCUCAGCUUCGGCAAUGCAUGUCUAAGCAAGUAGAGGUGUUAAUUAAAGGCAGGCAACAGACCGAGGGCACCCUCCAUAGUCUGAAGAGGCAAGUGGAUGCACUGGAUGAACUGGUUAGCAGCACUUCAACAGACUCUCUUUUUCCAUCCUUAAACUCCUCCAGAUUCACAGCUUCCUUUCUAGAAGACCUGAACCUUCCAAAGAUUCAGUUGUAGGAAAGCAGUGAUGUAGUGACAGGUGCCUAACACAGGUUUGAAAUAGCUGAAGACUACUACCUCGUUUGCUUACAUGGACAUUCCCUUGUGACAUCUUUUACAUAUUUUCCUUAUGCAUAUUCAGUUGAAUCCUAAGUGUUUGCAAUUCAUGACCUUUAAGUGGGAAGUUAGAACUCUACUAAAGCACUGAAAACAUUACAACUGGUCUCAGUUGUACCUUGGGAAGCGGCGGGGAGACUUACAGUUCAGGUUUAUAUGUAUGUUUUUACAACUCUCUGGAAAAAAUGUUAUUU
This is a messenger RNA of Eublepharis macularius, 7606 nucleotides long. It is a transcript of the gene CNTRL, whose product is annotated as centriolin. Bases 378 to 7313 code for a protein of 2311 amino acids. The transcript has 44 exons. Lineage: Eukaryota; Metazoa; Chordata; Lepidosauria; Squamata; Eublepharidae. The record is from RefSeq and is a predicted model, not a curated record. Gene Ontology annotation, molecular function: protein binding.